UACAAACCAUAGCAACACAGUUUGUUGGCAACAAAUUCCGGGUUAGGAAUACAGCGACAGCCCAAAGCAAUCGAUCAUCCAUCUCUGCAGCAGCUGCCCUUACCACGUCUGACGUGCAAUACCACCAUCUGCUGCACAAUUGAGUGAGUGCUGCACUGUGUGGGACUGCGAGGCUCCUCCCGAAGGAGGGAGUGCAGAGGAAAGGGUGUCUGUGGAAAAUGAACCGCUACACAAUGCUAAAACAGCUGGGAGAUGGCACCUAUGGAAGUGUAUUCCUGGGCAAGAGCAAUGAAACUGGUGAGCUGGUUGCCAUCAAGAGGAUGAAGAGGAAGUUUCAUUCUUGGGAAGAAUGCAUGAAUCUGAGGGAGUUGAAGUCGCUGAAGAAACUAAACCAUCCUAAUGUAAUAAAACUGAAAGAGGUCAUAAGGGAAAAUGACCACCUUUUCUUUGUCUUUGAGUAUAUGAAAGAAAACCUCUACCAGCUCAUGAAUGACAGGAACCAUGUAAUGUUUUCUGAAAACGAAAUAAGGAACAUCCUGUUUCAAGUGUUGUCUGGCUUAGCAUUUAUGCAUAAACAUGGGUAUUUCCACCGUGACAUGAAACCAGAGAACUUGCUCUGCACUGGUCCAGAAUUGGUUAAGAUAGCAGAUUUUGGGCUUGCCAGAGAAAUCCGUUCCCAGCCACCAUACACUGAUUAUGUGUCUACCAGAUGGUACAGAGCUCCAGAAAUCCUGCUGAAGUUCACCUCAUACAGCUCACCUGUUGAUAUCUGGGCAGUGGGAUGCAUCAUGGCAGAACUUUACACCCUCCGACCCUUGUUUCCUGGCAACAGUGAGGUGGAUGAGAUCUUCAAGAUCUGUCAAGUCCUGGGGACUUUGAAGAAGGCAGAUUGGCCGGAGGGCUAUAUUUUAGCCACCUCAAUGAAUUUCCGUUUUCCAAAAUGUGUACCGACCUGCCUCAGCUCUCUGAUUCCCAAUGCCAGCGAUCAAGCCAUCACACUAAUGAAAGACAUGCUACAGUGGGAUCCUAAGAAAAGGCCUAAUGCUGCCCAGGCACUGCGGUAUCCAUACUUUUAUGUGGGACAAUCACUUGGUGUCCCUAUGAAGUACUCAAAGCAGCACAAGCUCCUUUCGAAGGAUCUCAAAGGAUCUGUGGAAGAAAAAGCUCCACGUAAGACAAACAAAUUGUGUCAGGAGCCCAAAAAAACCCCAAAAGAAUCACAGACCACCACCCAAGCUCUCCAUGAGCCAAUUCAUCCCACCCAAUCCCCCCAUAAGGUGGACACACAACAACAAACAUGUCCCAGCUUGGUUGCAGAAGAACAGCAAGAACCUCUUAGCCUGGUGAAAAACAGGCAGCCCAUAACUCCUACACAAACGGUAACCACUGGGACAGGGAACAGUGUUACGAGACUGAGAGCUGGACGAAGACGAUGGGGUCAAACGUCUAUCAAAUCGGUCGACAGCUGGGAUACUGCUGAUGAUGCAGAUAUUGGAGUUUCCAUCUCCAAAAAACCCACCAUCAGUGCUUUGAGGGAUGAACCCCUUGAUGUGUCAAACAGUUGUUUUCCUGUGUCAAAGACUUCUACACCAGUAAAACCAACAGGCAUCAAUGGACUGGAAAGAGGGGACUCCGCAAUGUUGUCUCCCAAACAGCACUACAUGCAACAGUCCAGAUACCUACCAGGCAAAGAUCCAAAAAGAUCUUCAACAGGAAACCAGGGGGUCACCAGAAGCCUGUGGGACAUCUUAGGCUUAGCUCAAGGACAGGAACAGGAACGCUCCCUAAUUAAAGACGCCUUCAUGCCCAAGACAAAUAUUUCACCUGUUGAGAUGUCCGAAACUAAAGACGUAAAACAGAUGACUCCACUAGCACAGAGUGGAGGCCCCUCUGCUGGUGAUUUUUCACCCCCUGCUGAUCUCCGGAUUGACUCAAAAUUGAAAGUGUCCAAGAGUGCAAUCUUCUCUAAUAAAGAUAUUCAGAUAGACCAUGAUGACUUCAGAUCUCCUCAAAUCCCUUGUCCAAAUGCCAUUUUUUCAGGAAUGAACACUUUCUCUAGAAACAUAAACAUGCCACCAAUACAUGGGCGGGUAGACUGGACUGCCAAAUAUGGAGGCAAUCGAUAGAACAUCAGUGUGUGGUACCAUGUGCAGAUUACUUCUGAUAUCCUAUCAUUAAUUCACCAAAUCUUGAAAUAUUAACAGAAAAAACCCAGUGAAUGCUACAAUUGUUGACAUUGCAAAGACUCAUUUUGCCAUGAUCCUUCACAAUAACACCUCCAUAUUUCACAAAGAUAAACAGUUCUGCAACAGCAAAUUGUUCAUACUGAAGUGUGACCACUUGUGCUGGUGCAAACCAUAAACCCAACCCCUACCCAAUUCUCACACACAGGUUUCCUACCAGAAUUAGCAGACUUGUAAGGAUCCAUAGUGUUAUACAAUCGACAACAUUCCAUGUUACUCAUGAUGAAUGCGACUCCAGCCUAUAGUCCUUCUGUGAUUCCUGUGUACGAGAGGCUGUCAUCUAAGUCUAUCUCAUGCAUCCUCCUCUCUUAACACCCACUGUCCUCAUGUCCUCCCUCAAAACAUCCAUCAACCUUUUCUUUGGUCUUCCUCUCAACCUUUCAUAUAUGGAUUUAAGUUACAACAAAAAAGAAUUCAAUGUUUUUUCACACUUGUCAUGGUUUCCACUUUUGUCUCAUGGUUUACACUCCCAUCAAUUCCCGAUGACUGUUUUCACAAUUCCCGCUCCCUGCUGCUCCUAAUUAGCUCCGCUCCCAUUCCGGCCCAGUCGUGAGUGAUCGUGAAGUUCACUUGUGACAGAGGACAAAAUGAUGAAGUAUUUCUUGCAAGCAUUCAAGAAAUAACCAUGCAUCUUUCCAUCCAGAGAAAACACUGCACUGUACAGAAACACAAAAGGGGUACUGUACUGGAAUCAUAACCAUUAAACAGAAAAAUGCAGUCAAAAGUAUUUAUUGUGCUACCAGUUUUUUUUUUUUUAUUUCUGGAUACAUUCAUGCAAAUAUCAGUUAUAUGCAUAAAGAAACUUUCUUUGGAGUAAAGACUUUGCAUACAAAUUAAUACAACUGUUACAUGUGAAAAUGUUUUUAAAGAUGUGUUCUGUUACGAUUGAGGCGAGUGAAGGGUGAGGAAGGACCCAGGGAAGCAGGGGCAAAGACAGGAGUAGAGGAAUCUCAAAAAUAUUGAACGCUUGAAAACAACUUCAAUAACCAAAAGUAUUCAAUGUAACAAAGUAUGACUUAAAUAAAUCUACACGAGAAAGUUGACAUGAUUGAAAAAACAAUGAGCAAAUAAAGCAACAAACAACCCACAACAUGGACAAUGGACUGACACGAACUGAAAAACUGGAGCGCUAAAUACAGAGAGCUUGACGAGACAACAAGAAACACCUGGACAGGACUGGACAGGCUGGAGGGAGCUGAUUGGUCAACACAAGGGAGGAGGGCAAACGCGAACAGUGGACACAAUUCACAAAAUGAGCACACAAGACAUGGAACAUGACAUUAUCUGUAAAUACAUGCAUGAAAUGUUUUAUUGGACAAGAUGACUGCAAUUGACUGGUGACCAGUUAAGGCUGCACCCAACCUCUCUUCCAAAGGCAGCUGAGCUUGGCGCCAGCAAGCCUAUUGUGGAUAACUGGUACAGAAAAUGGAUGGAUGGAUGGACAUGAUAUUUCAGUGAACAAAAAUAUAAACGUGACAUUUUUGUUUCAUUUUUAAUUUGGAUGGAUGGACAUGAUAUUUCAGUGAACAAAAAUAUAAACGUGACAUUUUUGUUUCAUUUUUAAUUUUCCAUCUUACUUGCAGGACUGUGAAGGUUACUGAUUCGUGUCGCUAUCUUUCCAUUGGUCUGAAGAUAUGUUUCUUCAAACAGAUGUUUUUUUUUUAAAUUCACUAUUAAUAUUUUGUUUGACCAAUAUUCUGUGGGCUCAAAGUGAUUAUACUUAGCACCAGAUUUAUAGUUACGUAGGAUGAGUAAAGUUUCCGUACAACUUUAAUUUUGUGUUUAAUGCUUAUAUAAAACGUUGAAUGUUUGUGUGGUUGCACUACUACAUUGUUGAAUUGUUUUGUUUAA
Messenger RNA from Syngnathoides biaculeatus (alligator pipefish), 4094 nucleotides. Its product is annotated as serine/threonine-protein kinase MAK-like. Gene Ontology annotation, cellular component: cytoplasm; nucleus; cilium. The coding region runs from base 219 to 2126 and encodes 635 amino acids. The transcript is spliced from 15 exons. Gene Ontology annotation, biological process: protein phosphorylation; cilium assembly; intracellular signal transduction. The record is from RefSeq and is a predicted model, not a curated record. NCBI's taxonomy places the organism in Eukaryota, Metazoa, Chordata, Actinopteri, Syngnathiformes, Syngnathidae. Gene Ontology annotation, molecular function: ATP binding; protein serine/threonine kinase activity.